GGCUGGGGAAGGGAAGAGGAAGGGAUGGGCAUGCGACUGGGCUUUUUGGGGGGAGGAGGGUUCUUUUUCUCCUGGGUGAUUGAUUUGAUUUGAUUUGAUCUGUUCUGACGACUUUGACGGUUUUUGUGCUUGUGGUUGUUCUGUUUGUUGUUUGAUAUACUGUGGAAGAAAGUGCAAUUGCGCAUCGCAUCGCAUCGCAUCGCAUCGGUGACCGAUCUUGGCUUUGGUACUUCGACGAAUCUACGAUACUACAGCGCGCAAACUGCCUAAGAGGAGUUACAGUAUCGUGUAUUCCACACGUUUCGAGCUCGCACUUGUUGCCUGGAGUUGCCAUCUACCAACCUACCUACCAACCUACCCACCUAUCUACUACACACACCACCACGAUGCCAGCGCGGUACGCAGCCGUCGACGCGGCCGACCUGCUCUUUGGGCGAGCGACGACGGUUAGGAAUGGAUAUGCGGCGCGCGAGACUACAACGUGUCGGUUGGGCGAGCAGGAUUGCGGACAGACGGUUAAGCCGUACCAUGCGUGUUGUCCGGGGAAUACGGAGUGUGUGUCUCCGAGGUACAAUGCAUAUUGUUGCGAGCCCGACAAAGACUGCAAAAAACAGCUCACCAAUCUCCCGCAAUGCGCAAACCCAGAACAUGACAUGUACGAUUUCGGCGGCUUCUUCUGCUGCGAGCAAGGGCGGAAAGGAUACGGAAACACGGGCACCGACGGCGACGGGUGCGCUGCCCCAGACUACGUACUCCAAGAAAAGGACGAGUGGUUAACCAUCGCCGUCCCCGGAAUAGCCAUCAAAACCGGCACCUCCAAGACCAGCACCGGCGCCCCCAGCGCAACAAACUCAGCCAACACAAAAUCCUCCAGCACAACCCAAACCUCCGGUCACGCCUCCUCCACCGACGCCUCCUCCUCCACCACCUCCUCCCCCACCGCAAGCGACACCCCCAGCACCACCGCCCCCUCCGCCGAUGCCCCCUCCUCCACCGACGCCGCCGCCGCCAAAUCCUCCAACGCCGGACCCAUCGCCGGCGGCGUCGUAGGCGGCAUCGUAGCACUCGCCCUCAUCGCAUUCCUAGUCUGGUUCCUGCGCCGACGCAAGGCACGAUCAUACGCCACUGCGGCACCCGCGAGUCCAUCGGGGCCGUACCAAGCUGUUGAGGGGCAGGGGCCGGAGAAGGGUGUGCCGCUUGCGGAUAUGGGGACGGGCGCGGCGGAGCAGAAGGGCGAGGGGGGGUUGAGCGAGUUACCGGGGAAGGAGAGGGGGGCGGAGGGGGCGGCGGAGAUGUAUUCACCUGGGACGCCUGGGACGCCGGGGCAGGCGGCGGCUGCGGAGUUGUAUUCCCCUGUUGUGGCGACGACGGCGGAGUUGCAUGGGGUGGAGAGGGGGCCGGGGGAGUUGCCGGCGUGGGAUGGGAGGGAGGCGGGGGCGGGGCAGGUGAGAGCGGGGGAUAGGGGGGGGCCGGUGGAGCUGCCGUGA
Molecule: messenger RNA, 1487 nt
Organism: Pseudogymnoascus verrucosus
Lineage: Eukaryota; Fungi; Ascomycota; Leotiomycetes; Thelebolales; Thelebolaceae
Exons: 3
Coding region: 387-1487 (366 amino acids)
Source: RefSeq, a predicted model, not a curated record